Opisthocomus hoazin is the source of this 3372-nucleotide messenger RNA. The record is from RefSeq and is a predicted model, not a curated record. NCBI's taxonomy places the organism in Eukaryota, Metazoa, Chordata, Aves, Opisthocomiformes, Opisthocomidae.
AUGGCAUGGGUGAAAUUCUUAAGAAAACCUGGGGGUAACCUUGGAAAAGUUUAUCAGCCUGGAAGUAUACUGUCCCUGGCCCCUACAAAAGGCUUAUUGAAUGAACCGGGACAAAACAGCUGCUUUCUUAAUAGUGCUGUUCAGGUAUUGUGGCAACUUGACAUAUUUCGACGAAGUUUAAGAGGUUUAACUGGACAUGUAUGUCAGGGAGAUGCAUGCAUAUUUUGUGCUUUAAAGGCAAUAUUUUCACAAUUUCAACACAGUCGAGAAAAAGCACUCCCAUCAGAUAAUAUGAGACAUGCCCUGGCAGAAAGUUUUAAGGAUGAACAGCGUUUCCAGCUUGGAUUCAUGGAUGAUGCAGCAGAAUGUUUUGAAAAUAUCCUUGAGAGGAUUCACUUUCACCUGGUGCCAAACAGUGAAACAGAUAUGUGCACUUCAAAAUCCUGUAUUUCUCAUCAGAAGUUUGCUAUGACACUGUAUGAACAGUGUGUAUGUCGCAGUUGUGGAGCAUCUUCAGACCCGUUGCCUUUUACAGAAUUUGUGCGUUAUAUUUCUACCACAGCCUUGUGUAACGAAGUAGAAAGAAUGAUGGAGAGACAUGAACGUCUCAAGCCAGAAAUGUUUGCGGAAUUGCUGCAGGCAGCAAAUACUGCUGAUGACUACAGAAAGUGUCCUAGUAACUGUGGUCAAAAAAUAAAAAUUCGUCGUGUUCUCAUGAAUUGUCCUGAGAUUGUGACAAUCGGUUUAGUCUGGGAUUCGGAACACUCUGAUCUGACAGAAGAAGUUAUGCGGAAUCUGGCCACACAACUUUAUCUUCCUGGGCUGUUUUAUAGGGUUACAGAUGAAAAUGCCAAAAACAGUGAACUUUUUCUUGUGGGAAUGAUUUGCUACACAAGCCGACAUUAUUGUGCCUUUGCCUUUCACACCAAGAGUUGCAAAUGGGUGCUGUUUGAUGAUGCUAACGUAAAAGAGAUUGGAACAAAAUGGAAAGAUGUGGUCUCCAAGUGCAUUCGAUGUCACUUUCAGCCGUUGCUGCUAUUUUAUGCUAAUCCAGAUGGCACAGCUGUAUCUCCAGAAGAUGCUCCUAAACAGAUUAUUCACUGGUCUCAAUGCAAAGUAGCAGGAGGAAGUGGGGAAGACUUGGGAUUUGAAAAGCCUUCCGCUCCUAAAUCAGACCACAUGAAAGAGAAUGGAAUUGGAGACCCCAUUAAUCAAAGGAGUAAUAAAAAACUUCAGCCAGAUAAUUCAGCAUUCAGUAGAAGCCAUAUUCAAGCUAGUGGUGGUAGAGGACCAGCUAAGUUAGGUUACAGCGAUCAAAAGGACAGACUAAAGGACAUAUCCAGAGAGUGUGCUCAGAGAGCUGCUGAUAUGAAAAACUUCUCAUCUUUACGAAAAGAUGCAGACAGAGGACCAAGAAAAGAGUCUGGGAGACAAAGAGACUUGAUUGGGGAAGAUCGUUCCAAUGUGAAGUUGGGGUCUCCUGCAGUUGGAAAUGCACUUAGACCCUGUGCUGAUCAGCGCAUAUACAGCAGCCAGGGAAAAGGCUCCUAUAAGCAUGAUAAUGCACCUCACCAAGCAAAGCUUUCUGUACAGGUGCUUGGAUCAAAUAAAACAGAAGCUUUUCCUGCUGGGGAGAAACCAGUGAUCAGGACCCGGACAGACGGUGUCACUGGCUAUGAUACAGACACCAGUCAAGACUCUAGGGACAAAGGAAGUAUCAUUAGCAGCAGAAGCAGAAGUAAAGGUUGGAAACCUAUGCGAGAGACACUAAACGUAGACAGCAUUUUCAGUGAGGCUGAGAAAAAGCAGCAUAGCCCAAAGCACAAGGCAAAUCUGAACAGUAAAUCUGUAAAGCAUGAAAAGGAGCGAAGCUUUAACCAUUGGCCAAAAGAGAACCAAAACCCGAAAGGUUUAAUGACUAUAUAUGAAGAUGAAACCAAACAGGAUACAGGAAGUCGAAGUUCACUGGAUUCAGAGGGAAAAGGGAAUGCUGAAAAAAGCAAAGGAUUUGCAGAGAGAAAAAUCCAUAGUGAUAACUGGCAAAUUCAGAGGACAGAAUCUGGAUAUGAAAGUAGUGAUCAUAUCAGCAAUGGAUCUGCAAAUCUGGACUCUCCUGUUAUUGAAGGAAUCAAUGUAGCAGAUGUGAAGAAUGUUAAAGAAAGUGCUUCCUGCAGGACAAAAUUGGCAGGGUGUUUGUCAGCUCCCUAUCUGGAUUGUGAACAGAACUUGUCAACCAAAAAAGCUGACAAUAUGUUACAUUCAGUAUCCCAGCAGAACAGAAACUUUUAUGACUUCAGGAAAGACCAGAUCAAUUCAGAAGUUAACUGCAGACCUCAUGUUAAUUUCCCAACAGAAUUACAUUUGCAGGUGCCCAGUCCUCCAGUAAAGAGAGCUGAAAUGCCUGAGAGCAAUAGGAAGCUUUUCCCAUCAUCAGCUCUACAGCCAGUUCUUAAAGACAUUAAGUCAGAAAGUAGGAACAAGGCAAACGAACAGAAUUCUUCAGAGUGGCUUAUUCCAGACAAGUUUGAGAAGAUGAAUGUGUCAGUGUAUUGUGGUGAUGGCAUGUCCCACCCCUAUACAGAAAACGUCUGUGGAAGGAAGCUGAUCAACAAUGAUUUUCACUCCUCUUCGCAGCCGCAGUCCCAUCAUGCCAGAACGUUUGGUCCCAAGGUGGGGUUGUCGCCUUGUGUGCCACAGAACCUGUCAGAACAGCCCGUGGUGCUUCCCCCUCCCGGUGAGCAUGCUGGGCACCCACCCCGAAGGGUGGAUGCUCUUUGGGUGCCUGAAGCAGUGUACCAGAAUCUUCCCCCCCCUUUACCGCCAAAGAAAUAUGCUCUGAAUCCUUUGCCAGGAUCAGAAAAUAACUUGGCAGCUGAUGUAAAAUCGACAGAAGUGUUGCAAAAUAAUUCGUUAAGGCAAACAGGUACACCUUUAAAAUCUGCAUCAGAAACAAGCGUAUUUGCAAACGAGCAAAGGAUUAGAGAGCCGUUUCAAGGGAAUGAACUGUUUGUUCAUAAACCGGAUUCUCCGCCUCGCUUAUCGGUUAAUGACUUUUGGACUGUGUCUGAAAACUUUUUAAAGAAAGGAUCUCGUCAUACAGGACCAAGUGCUGGCUGUGUGGAUGGAAAUAAUAGCGUAUCCCUAACGACUUAUUUUUCAGUAGAUAGUUGUAUGACUGACACAUACAGGAUGAAAUAUCAUCAGAGACCCAAGCUGUAUUUUACAGAUAGUGGAAGCUUUCACAAAGAAAAGCAUCCUCCGUCAGCUGGAGUAGAACUGAAUGCCACAUACCAUGCUACUCUUGAGCCCAGGCAUGUCACAUCUGAGCAAAGGUACAAGGCAAAUGUAGAAGGCAUACACUGCAGUAGAUAG